AUGAAACAUAUGAAAGAAGUGUGAAAAAUGUGGAAGAUGGUAAUAUGACUGGACAAUUUGACUCUGUUAGAGAAUUUGCUGGUAAAAAAAAGAAUGAAUUGAGUGAAAUUGAAUUUGUACUACCAUUGAACUUGUCACUUGGUCCUGCUUUCAAUAAAAUCAUAGAACAGUCCAGAGAAAAAGGUGAAGAACAUAAAAAGGGCCCCAAAACAUAUACAUCAUGGAAGGUCUUGAGUCAGAAAUCUUGGCCUACUGAAAAAAAAAAG
Messenger RNA from Cetraspora pellucida, 266 nucleotides. The record is from the annotation of a GenBank genome assembly. Lineage: Eukaryota; Fungi; Glomeromycota; Glomeromycetes; Diversisporales; Gigasporaceae.